GUCGCUCUGUCCAUGUGUGCGUUUGUGCAUCAAACUCAUAGUGCAUUAACGCAAACGUGUGCGUUUAAUAAAUAGCUAGGUGGUGGUUGGGUCGGACCGUCUUCGCAUCAUCACGACCUUGGCAAUGGACAAGUGCUGUCCGUCGUUAUUCGAUAUUUAAAUUUUUUGUUUGUUAAUUAACCUUUUUUUGUGUUUUGUGGGAUCUUAUGUGAUUUUUUAUAAGUACAAAGCCAGCUAAAAUGGCUAGUGCGUUGGCCUUAACGGUCCUCUUGGCAAAUCUCUUGACGUUGAAUUGUCAAGAAGAGGAUCAUAGAGAAAACAAAUUAGAGCAAGCCGUCGCCACCGGAGAAAAUCAAGCUAGCUAUUCAUACAGCUAUGGAGUCGCAGAUUCACGAACAGGAGACAUUAAGACCGUGUGGGAGACUAAGGAGGGUGAUACCGUAAAAGGUCAAUACAGUGUCGUACAACCCGAUGGCUCUACAAAAACUGUAGAAUACUCCGCAGGACCUGAUACAGGUUUUAAAGCAGUUGUUAACAACGAAAAUGAACAAAUUAAUGACGCCACCGGUAGAAGUGUCCGUGAAGAAAGGAUAAUGAGGGAUUACGAAAAGUUUUACGAUUACCCUGAAGAGGAGGAUCCAGAGUAUCACCACUCAAGACACAGAAUAAAAAAUAAACCACAAUUCGAAAAUUUCCGCGAUUAUUCAAAAAAAAGACCCAGUUACUACCCACAAGACUUAGAAUCCAGUGACUUCACUCAUAGCUACUCUAUCAAGCAUCCUUAUGAUCAACAUCCAGCUGAAUCUCAUGUUGGUUUUAACAUUGAUCCCAAUUGUAAAACAAAACACAAGAAAGGAAAUAUAGACAAUAAUGCAUUUUCAAGUAUUCUUGACCACAAUUCAAAUAAACAGACGCAUCCAAUGCCCGAUUAUAAUGAUGAUUAUGAAAAGUUUGAAAACUUCGAAAUUGAAAAAAGACCGAAUCCUUACAGAUCAGGGUACAAAGGUUCAAAGUACGAAGAUAUAAACAAACCAGCUUCAUCUAUUAAACAUAGUUAUCCAUCACUACCAGACGCACCAUUACCUGAGAAGUUCUACCAUGACGAGGUACCACCGCGUCCUAAAAAGAAAUAUAGGCCAAAUAAACAUUCAGAGUAUAAUAGCGAUAACUUGGAUGAUUAUAUUCUGGUACCAAAGAAGAAAUAUAAAACACCACCUAAGGAUGACGACUACAAUCACGAAACUUAUGAUGACUAUAGACCUCAUUACCCUAACGAAGACGAUUCACACGAGGACCGCUAUCAUCAUCCCCCACACGGCAGCCAUAGUCACGUCCAAAAAGAAAUCAUACGCAAAGUUGUGAAAAAGCGAAAACCAGUAAUUAAUCUUCUUGAUAUGUUUGAUAUAUAAUUUAUUUCACAAAGUAGAUCAUAAGGUAAUGUUAAGUAGAUAGCUAAGCGUAGGCAUAAAAGUGAUAGACUGAAUUUUUAUGAUUAACUCUCGACACAAAUAUUACGAUGAAGUUCAGACCAGUACUAUAUUCUAUAAGUUUCGACAUUAAAAUCCAA
This is a messenger RNA of Chilo suppressalis (striped riceborer), 1567 nucleotides long. NCBI's taxonomy places the organism in Eukaryota, Metazoa, Arthropoda, Insecta, Lepidoptera, Crambidae. The record is from the annotation of a GenBank genome assembly.